AUGGCCUGGUGGAUCCAGAUUGUCCCCCGUCCUGCCGUCUCGGCUGCAGUGCGUCUCAUUCUCCGAGCCACCCCUCGGCUCAACUUGCCUCUGUCGUCGCCCUCGCCCGCGCCCUCCUUUGCCUCUGCCUCUGCUUCUGUUGCCCCGUUCUUGAGAGGUGAGCCUGGAUCCCUGUUGUUGGGAGGAUUCGGUGGGAUUCAUCGGGCAACUUUAGCCAGUCCCUCAACCCCUCGUCCAGAGCAACUCCGUUCCGAUACAGGCCCUCCGCUCGGCUUCCGGUGGGCUCUGUCUUUAUGUCUACUGUUGACCGCGCAACUGUUCCCGUCUGUAACUGCUUCUUCACACCUCUCGUCCGCAUCUACUUGCCUUCCCCUCUCCGCCUCGUCACUAGCAGAGUCUAUCAGCCUCAACCAGUCCUCUCCCCUCUUCUCACGCUCCUUGGACUUGAACUCUUCCUGCCCCCAGACCAUUUUGGCACAGACAGACAAGAUGGGCUCUCUUCCUGGUGCUAUCCCGCCCUUCAGGGUCUUCAUCGUCGGAACCUCGUACGGCGGCGUCUCUGCGGCAUUGAACCUGCUCGACCUGAGCAGCGGCAAGCCCCCUCGUCUCGCCCACACGCCCUACGAGCACCACCCGGACUUCAAGAACAUCCCCAUCGACAUCACCAUCGCCGACGAGCGUGAUGGCUACUUCCAUAUCAUUGGCACGCCGCUCGCCUUCGCCGACUCCAAAUACGCAGCAAAGUCUUGGGUCAAAUUCGACGACAUCCCCUCGCUUCAGCGGCCCAACGUGCGCUUCGUCCAGGGCUCUGUCUCCAAGGUCGACCCAGCCACCAAGACGGCCACUGUCCUUGACCACGUCACCAAGCAGCCCCGGGACUACUCCUACGACUUCCUCAUCGCAGCCUCGGGCCUGCGUCGCGUCUUCCCCGUCGUGCCUCAGUCUUUGACGCGCAAGCAGUUCCUCCUCGAGGCCGAGGAACAGAUCCGCUCUGUCAAGAACGCCCCUGACGGUGUCGUCGUUGUGGGCGGCGGCGCCGUCGGCAUCGAGAUGGCCGCCGAGCUCAAGCUCUCCGAGCCCUCGACAAAGGUCACCCUCGUCCACUCCCGCGACAAGCUUCUCUCCUCGGAGGACCUGCCGGACGAGUGCAAGGACAAGGCGCUCGAGCUCACGCGUGAGGCCGGUGUCGAGGUGCUCAUGAGCCAUCGCGUUAAGGAGACGCGUGAGCUCGACACCCCUGCCGAGAGCGGCCGCGCGCGCUACGAGAUUGAGUUCACAAACGGUACCAAGCUGGUGGCGUCCCAGGUCAUCAUGGCCAUCUCCCGCAGUGUCCCCUCGACCGACUACUUCCCCGCGGCGGCCAAGGACGAGCAAGGGUUCGUCAAGGUGCACCCAAACCUGGUGCUGUCGGGCGACGUGCCCAACGCCCGGGACCACUUGGCCGUCGGCGACAUCGCGCUCUGGUCGGGCAUCAAGCGCUGUGGCUCCGCGAUGCACAUGGGCCACUACGCAGCCAUCAACGCGCACCAGCUCAUGCUGGCCAAGCUGACGGGCCAGGCCCACAAGCCCACCUUCUCGGAGCUCGGUCACGUCGAGCCCAUGAUCGGGCUGGCCAUCGGCAAGAAGGCCGUCGCCAGCGGGCCCCUGGUGGGCACCACGUGGGGCGAGGAUGUCAUGCAAGCCUACUUCAAGGACGACCUCGGCUUUAACAGUGAGUAG
This is a messenger RNA of Colletotrichum higginsianum IMI 349063, 1719 nucleotides long. Its product is annotated as Pyridine nucleotide-disulfide oxidoreductase. Gene Ontology annotation, cellular component: cytoplasm. Bases 1 to 1719 code for a protein of 572 amino acids. The record is from RefSeq and is a predicted model, not a curated record. Gene Ontology annotation, molecular function: flavin adenine dinucleotide binding; electron-transferring-flavoprotein dehydrogenase activity. NCBI's taxonomy places the organism in Eukaryota, Fungi, Ascomycota, Sordariomycetes, Glomerellales, Glomerellaceae. The transcript has 2 exons.